Bombus pascuorum is the source of this 3319-nucleotide messenger RNA. RefSeq names its product protein IWS1 homolog. Lineage: Eukaryota; Metazoa; Arthropoda; Insecta; Hymenoptera; Apidae. The record is from RefSeq and is a predicted model, not a curated record. Bases 1154 to 3319 code for a protein of 721 amino acids. The transcript is spliced from 3 exons.
AAGUGUUUGCUGAAACGAUAACAUUUAUGAUAAUUCUACGAUAAUAAUAAGUAAAUAAUAUUUCCGAUCAACGCCUAAGUCAAAUUUCGAAAUUCGCCGACACUUUCCAAUCGUCAUAAAAGAUAUAACUUAGAAAAACGAAGCUGGCACCCCGCUGGGGGUAGCCACCCACAUGCUAUAUUUAUUUGUAUUUUAUUUUAUUUUUUUCAUCAAUAAGAUAUAACACUUUACCAAAUGUCCAUCAGGACAAAUUCUAAAGAAACCAAAAUAAAAAAAAAAAAAAACUUUCCAAUCGAACCACCACCGGUGGUCAUUGAUGACCGGAGGGCUUGAACUUCUUACGAUUGUAAAAAUUGAAUGAAAAUCGACGCUUAGGGUAUUUUGAAUAUAACCGAUAAAUAGAAGAUACUUUGAAAUAAAAAGUGCCUCAUUGAACGAUUAAACAUUUCUAUUAGAACAUCAAUUAAAAAAAAAAAAAUGAGAACAAAUCUUGCAUCUAACUGUGCACUGUGUAUGCAUUCAUAUCUUUGAUGGGUAAUCUAGGAAUAUUAUGACAAACACAGCUUAGAAAAUAAUCGUAAAUGCUGCUUUAUGAUCAUAUAAUUGAAGUUAGAAGUGUAAACAUACCUUACUAUAAUAUAUAGAACGAGCAAAUACCGUUUACUAAUAUCUUUUACACGUUUCAACGAUAUAUUCUGGUCGUUUUGCUUACGACGAAAUAACGAAUGCGAAUGAUUUGUUGAAAUAAACGAUGCUUGUUAUAAUAUGUCGCUAUCAACUGUUACCAAGGAGCCACCAAUAAGAUAAACGGUCCAUCGGGGAAGAAUGUUGUCUCGCAUCGUUAAUUUAUUAUUAUUUUGCCAUUAUUUGCUCUGAAUAAUAAAAAUACUCCCGUGGCGCCCUGAGCGAAACACGUGAUUUCGGCGUGGCAGUCAAAGUGUUAAAACGAGGAUUCACUGAUCAUUAGGUGAUUUAUUGCCAUGACUACGUGGCAUCGAUCGUAACAAAAGCAGCCUCUCGAUCGAACUCGAUCGAAUGCUGCUCCAUAUUCACGCAGCAGCAACGUCGUCCGAUACGUUUCCUUAAAAAUCAGUAGAAAUCCAAAUAUGAAAGUAGCUCGCACGUCCGGUUAUUCGUAGAAAUCUACACUACGAUGCUCCUUUUGCCACACCAUGUACGAACGAUUCCAGCUAAACUGUGCCUGCAUCCUCGUCCUGUCGAUAAUACUUCAAUCCUUCGUUUCUUACUGUUAUCCAGAGUUUUUCAAAGACGCAUCCAGGUACCGAAGUAUGCCUUACGCGCUUCUUCUUCGUCUAUCUGUAAUUUAUUAUCCGUUGAUGUUUCUCCAAUUUCAUACGGUAGAAUUUCGUUCGUACGGACCGCAGCAUCUGUUUCAACGAAAUUUUUACUUACCGUUAGAACACCUUGUGGUUGCUUCUCUCGUGUUCUCAGCAACGCGCAAGCCAAUGGUUACGUAAUCGAGAACCAAAACGGCAAGUUAGAUCCAUCGAUCGAGCGAAUUUUUCGGUCAGCCGGUGAACAAAGAAACGAUCUAAUUAAUUCGAAACGCAACAUCGACGCUAAAGAGAGCGGCAAAACAGUGCAGAUCGAGGACGGUGGUGACAAGCGUGCACGGGUGAAACGUGAUAACGCCGUUAAGAAGAGCAAUACGAAGACUUUGAACGAGGCGGCGAAGGACGAAAAACGUUCGGCUUCUAACAAAGCUGGUAAAAGUGCUUCGAGAAUCGAUCGCUCUUCUAGAGAUCUUCCGAAGCUUCCAGACAAAGAUUACGAGGCUGCCGUUGAUCAGGAAAAAUCCGAGUACGCGGACGAAGCUGAAGACGAGUCUGCAGUUGGUUCAAAACACAAAGAGACCAGGUAUUUUCGCGUGUACAAGAGCAACGACCAUGUAAACGAAGAUUCUGCGAGAUUUAUCGAUCAGGAAGAAAGAUCUAACUUGUACGAUGACUUCGAAUCGAAAGACGUGGUGAAAAGAGGAAUUUCCGGCUCCGAGGACUACGAAGAGAUGGACGACGACGCUCUUGCAGUCGCAGAGGACACUGCAGCCUUAGAAGAUAACGCAUCGGACGAAGAAACUGAUAAAAGAAAGGUGCACGGUGACGUUCGAGUGAAGAGGGACCACGAAAAUUCGAAAGAAACGGACAACGCCGAGGUUGCUGGGAAAGCAGACAAUGCUGCAACGUCUAGCGACCUGUCUAGCGAUCAAAAAACCGCGGAGACGUCCUUAAAACGAGACGCCGCUACCGACAAGGAUAGCAAGGUAGCCGAUGCUCGAGUAACCAAAGCUGACAAGGACUCGAACGAUCAAUCGAAAAGGAACGUGGUUGACAAGAACGAGAACGAAGCGUCGAAGAUCAAUUGCGAUCGCGAAACGGAUAAUUCGAAGCAGCCGUCAAACGACCAAAAGUCAACGAUCGAAAGCAGCGAAACUGCGAAAAUCUUGGCUCAAGGAAGCGAAGAGGCUACGGGUGACGCGAAAACGCGGGAAAUUAAUUUGUCCGGUAACAACAAGGCAGCCAACGGCUUGGUCGGUGAUGCUUCUGGCGCUAAAGAAACCUCGAAAGCCGAGGAGUCGAAAAUUGCCGACGUAGCCAGCAGUGCAGACGCGGCGAAAGUGGAAGUUGUGGCGAACGCGGCGCAAGCAUCUGCCGCGGAUGAUUCUGAGAAAUUAGCGAAUCCAAAGAACGAAGCCGAGACUGCGGAACAGAUAGACGAAGACUAUCAGAAACGGGUGGAGGAGCAGAUCCAGCGAAAGAUCGAUUCGAUCAAAGAGCAGAUUAAACGAGAGAUCGAGGAGAACCAGCGCCUUAAGGAGAUCGAGGAGAACAACGCGAGAUUCGACGAAUUGCGCGAGUUGGAAGAAGACGAGGAAGAACAGGCUCCGGAGGCUGCACUCACUGGAGAUGACGCGCCUAAGAGAUCUAUCGCGGAGAGAAAUUCUGGCAAGUCUCGGGUUCGUGAUAACGUGGACAAGCAGCCGAUAAAGAGGAAAAGGAGACAAGACAGCGGUCAGGAAAAGACGCGAGACGCUAGUGACACGGGUUCGAAUAAAAAAUCUUGGCCGAGAACGGUGAAGAAGCGAUCGAUAAUGCAAUCGGAAACGAUACCAAAGAAACACGCGCGACAGGCGUUUUUGACGAGAAUCGAUCGGAAGAAGAGAAAAAGAAGAUCUAAAAAUUCCAUGUUGAUCCCGGAACAACGUAACGUGAAGCUGGAGGGAAGUCUACCGGCUGAUUACACGUUGGACUCGAACUUACAAGGGGCGCUUGCUGAUGCAAAGGUGAAAGAAGGGAAUUAA